UGGCUAAGGAAAUUCUAUUAGUGGGGUUAGGGUGGGGGUUAAAAGGAAGUUGUUUUUUUUUUUUUCUAAAGGGGAAAUUGGAUUACUAUAUAAAUCGAACAAUGAAUGCUGUAAUAUUGUGUAAGUUUGUGUACAAAACUCUUCAGUUCAUUGAAGUCUUUAUUUGGAAAGAUGAAAUUUUGCCUGCUGUUGACCUUGUUCUUUUUUACAUGCAAAACAGUGAGAUGUCAAAGUGGAGAUGCUGAGGGAAGUUGCCACCGUGUAGUUAACAUAUUCCCUGCUAAACUCAAAGAAUUGAGGGCUACCUUUCAGAAGCUCAAAAAUUUCUUUCAAAUGAAGGAUAACAACCUGGAGACUGUUUUACUUCAAAAUGAUCUGUUACAGGAAUUCAAGGGUAAUAUGGGAUGCCGGUCUGUGUCUGAAACAAUUCGAUUCUACUUGGAAGAUGUUUUACCACAAGCCAAUCAUUAUAAAAUGAAUGUCAACUUUCUCCAAGAUAAGUUGCUGGAUCUUAAGCACACCCUGAGACGCUGUCACAAUUUCCUCCCAUGUGAAAGAAAAAGCAAGGCUAUCAAGGAGAUUAAGCAAACAUAUAAUAAGAUGCGUGAACAAGGCCUGUACAAGGCAAUGGGAGAAUUCGAUAUUUUGAUUGACUACAUAGAGGAAUAUCUCAUGUCCAGGAAGAAGUAGACUGGAAAACCUUCAAUUUCUUUAUAUACUGGUUUAUCGGGGGCUGUGGGGGGCAGCAAAGUUUCUAUAUGUUUACACAGAUGGCAUGUUUUAAUGCCGUCCUAUUUUUCUUGGGGCUUUUUUGUGAAACACAACACAAGGAAAGCUCCAUUUAAAGAAUCCUAUUUUAUGUAGCUGCAUAUUAUUUAAGAUAAAAGUUAAGAAUGUUUGUUACAUUCACAUUGGAUCGCGCAUCUCUUUACAUGUGUCAAUUCCGUAGAGAAUGGGUUAUGAUAUUUAAAGGGGACCCGCCACCCAAAAAAAUUAUUUGAAAUACUAUUUUAUCAUGUUAG
Xenopus laevis (African clawed frog) is the source of this 1022-nucleotide messenger RNA. RefSeq names its product interleukin 10 S homeolog (gene il10.S). Gene Ontology annotation, molecular function: cytokine activity. Gene Ontology annotation, biological process: immune response; regulation of cytokine production. The transcript has 5 exons. NCBI's taxonomy places the organism in Eukaryota, Metazoa, Chordata, Amphibia, Anura, Pipidae. Gene Ontology annotation, cellular component: extracellular region. The record is from RefSeq and is a predicted model, not a curated record. Bases 172 to 690 code for a protein of 172 amino acids.